CGCUGCCUCGCUUCCAUCGACGACUCGUACUCUCCUUCCCCCUCCCACAAAUCGAAACAAAACUCCUACAAGCAGCACUCCUGCCGUCCUGCACGGGCAACUACUACAAAGCAGCAGCAAAAGAUCGAUAUCGAAGCUCGGCCGGCGCAGCGAUGGAGGUCAAGUGCCGGCGCCUGGAGGGGAAGGUGGCCGUCGUGACGGCGUCCACGCAGGGGAUCGGCCUCGCCAUCGCCGAGCGCCUUGGCCUGGAGGGCGCCGCCGUCGUCAUCUCCUCCCGGAAGCAGAAGAACGUGGACGAGGCGGUGGAGGGGCUCAAGGCAAAGGGGAUCACCGCGGUCGGGGCCGUCUGCCACGUCUCCAACGCCCAGCAGCGCAAGGACCUCAUCGACACGGCCGUCAAGAACUUUGGACACAUUGAUAUUCUUGUCUCGAAUGCUGCUGCAAAUCCUACCGUAGAUAGCAUACUUGAAAUGAAAGAGGCUGUUCUCGAUAAACUGUGGGAUAUUAACGUCAAGGCUUCUAUUCUUCUUCUUCAGGAAGCUGCUCCCCAUCUACGAAAGGGAUCAUCUGUGAUUAUUAUUUCUUCAAUUACUGGUUACAAUCCAGAACAAGGAUUGACAAUGUACGGUGUUACAAAGACUGCUCUCUUUGGUCUCACAAAGGCUCUUGCUGGUGAGAUGGGACCCAAUACUCGUGUUAACUGUAUAGCCCCAGGUUUUGUUCCUACACGGUUUGCUAGUUUCCUCACAACUAAUGAGACCAUUAGGAAAGAGCUUACUGACAAGACCGCGCUUAAGAGAUUGGGCUCUGUGGAAGACAUGGCUGCGGCUGCUGCAUUCCUGGCCUCCGACGAUGCAUCAUUCAUUACAGCCGAAACCAUUGUUGUUGCUGGAGGGAUGCAGUCUAGAUUGUAAAUCUGGCUGAAGCUUAUAUUUGGCAUGGCCAAUAAUCUGUACUAGUACCCCGUGCCACUAGGCCAGUGCAUUUAGAUGUUAUGGCAACUACUAUAUACUGUAAUAAUUGGCUGUGAAAAGCUCCAUGUUGUGCUAAGAUUGGUCCUCCCUCGGCAUGUUUGCUUCAGCUUA
Setaria italica (foxtail millet) is the source of this 1085-nucleotide messenger RNA. RefSeq names its product tropinone reductase-like 3. Gene Ontology annotation, molecular function: oxidoreductase activity. Bases 153 to 914 code for a protein of 253 amino acids. NCBI's taxonomy places the organism in Eukaryota, Viridiplantae, Streptophyta, Magnoliopsida, Poales, Poaceae. The transcript is spliced from 6 exons. The record is from RefSeq and is a predicted model, not a curated record.